AAAGUAUGCAAAAACUAAAGUCACUGGUUUUAUCAGUGAUCCAAUUUUUAAUUUAACCCCACAUAGUAAUCUGCCCCACUGUCCACUGCCACAAGCGGCUUAUACACCUUUCACCCAGAAACUGCUUUUUCUGCUUAUAAAAUGGAAACCCAGCGCCACACCAUUCUUCCCUUGCACCAUCUUCAAUAGCGUUCACAACCAAAAACCCUAAACUGUGAACUCAAAGCUACAAAUGGGAAGGGGGAAGAUUGUGAUUGAAAGGAUCGACAAUUCCACCAGCCGGCAAGUGACUUUCUCAAAGAGGAGAAAGGGAUUGAUCAAGAAAGCCAAAGAGCUUGCAAUCCUCUGUGAUGCACAAGUUGGUCUUCUCAUAUUCUCCAGCACGGGAAAGCUUUACGAGUAUGCCAGCACCAGCAUGAAAUCCAUAAUUGAAAGAUACAACGCAUGCAAGGAAGAACAACACCAUCAGAUAAAUCCAGAAGCCGAAGUCAAGUUUUGGCAGAGGGAGGCAGAGAUUCUAAGGCAACAGUUACAGAUUCUACAAGAAAACCAUCGGCAAAUGAUGGGAGAACAACUUUAUGGUCUGAGUGUGAGAAACCUACAAGAUCUAGAGAAUCAACUGGAAAUGAGCCUCCAAGGUGUCCGUAUGAAAAAGGAACAAAUUCUAAAAGAUGAAAUCCAAGAGCUGAACCGGAAGGGAAACCUUAUCUUCCAGGAAAAUGUGGAACUUUACAAGAAGGUGUAUGGUACAACAGAUACAGCCACAACAAGCAGAAAUGCAUUUGUUCCUCUUCCAUUUGGUAUGCAUGCAGGAGGGCAUCCACAAGAAUUAGUCCAACUUCAGUUAUGCCAGCCUGAACAAGAAGCUUAUGAGACAUCAGACACUGCCACAAAAUAAUGCUCAACUCUAAUUUCGUCUAAUAUUUUAGUAAAAGAAAGCUAUAUAAUGAUAUUUGCAGCUCAAUAAUGAAUCACACAAGAAGUGAAGAGUUCUAGGCCUAGGGGAUGAAUAUUUCUCACUUUACUUCCCUCGGAGAAUCCCAGCAGAGAACAAUGCACUCCCUGAUAUUGUAUUGGUUAUGUAAAAUCUAAUCAGUAAAAUGAUAUUUGCUUGUAAAACUUCAUAUGAAAAAAAAAAUCUU
Molecule: messenger RNA, 1142 nt
Organism: Vigna unguiculata (cowpea)
Lineage: Eukaryota; Viridiplantae; Streptophyta; Magnoliopsida; Fabales; Fabaceae
Product: MADS-box transcription factor 23-like
Biological process (GO): positive regulation of transcription by RNA polymerase II
Cellular component (GO): nucleus
Molecular function (GO): RNA polymerase II transcription regulatory region sequence-specific DNA binding; DNA-binding transcription factor activity; protein dimerization activity
Source: RefSeq, a predicted model, not a curated record